Vitrella brassicaformis is the source of this 660-nucleotide messenger RNA. Lineage: Eukaryota; Vitrellaceae. The record is from the annotation of a GenBank genome assembly.
CCCUUGCCCUUCACAGCGCCGGCCAUCGUGUGGCGGAUCCCCCCGCCCCCAUCCCUGGCCGUCAGGUCCGUGUUGGCGGUGAUCUGCCGCACCUUAGCGCCCACCGGCGGCCCCCCACCCCUAUCAGCAUCGGCCAACUCAACCACUCUGUCGAGUCGGGAGGGCCGGCUGGCGACUGGCGGCGGGAGAGAGGGGACACCCAUGGCAGCGAUCUCGUGUGCAGGGGUGGCUGGCGGUGGGGGGGAGGGACUUGGGAGGGGGGCGCUGUCUGUCUCAUCCGUGUCAGGGAGGGGGUGUCUGGCGGGGGUGGGCGGCAGCGAUGCGUCGACGCGCUCGUGAGUGGUGCGAUAAUACUCAGACAGCACGGCCGCAUUCGACGGGUCCUCCUGCCAACACAACGCCACGCAAAGAGGGCAGAUGGCUGUCUGUCUGUGUGCCAGUUGUGUGUGUGUGUGUCAGUGUACCGCUAGAAUGGCCUCCAUGUCCCAGUGGCUGCGCUGCGUCGAGUUGAUGACAUCCAAAAACAUUGGCUCGAGCCGCUCCAACUCCUGACAAACACACAAAGACACAGAGGGAGAAGGCAUUCCAUCGGGUGGUCUCAUUGCAGUGGUGUGGGCCUUUGCGCACCGUCACCAGCAGCCGAGUGGUCGGCAGCGGCAU